GCGCCGCCGCCGCCACCGCCGCCACCGUCGCCGCUGCCGCCUCGGCGGCUGCCUCAGCCGCCCCCGGCCCGCCGCCGCUCGCCAAGGAGGAGACCGCCAAGCGCUGGAACCUCGAGGCCUUCUUGCCGAAGCCGGAUUGCAACGAGGACGCGUCGCAGGGCCUCCGCGCAUCGCCAGCAACGUCAACGCCAUCGGGUCGUGCUACGAGCGGACGCCGGGGCACCGCCGCCGCCGCCGCCGCCGCUGCCGCUCCUGCAGCAGGUUCCCGCAGCGACGAUGACGCCCGGGCCAGCGACGCGUUGCCCGCCGACCUCACGCAGAAGCUGGCGCUGCUCUCCGACCUGGGGUCUGACCCGGAGCCCGAGGCGUCGGCCCCGGCGCCCUCGCCGCCUCAGCCCCCGCAGCGUCGCAUUAAGCGCCGUCAGCGGCCCGUGGCGCGGCCCGCCCCCGUCUCCGACUCCGAGGACGACGACGACGCGGACUACAGCCCCGCGGCAGCGCGGCGCGCGCGUCUGUUCGGACGCGCCACCGCAGCCGCCCCGCGCCACGCCGCCGCGCGCUCAU
Messenger RNA from Gryllus bimaculatus (two-spotted cricket), 564 nucleotides. Lineage: Eukaryota; Metazoa; Arthropoda; Insecta; Orthoptera; Gryllidae. The record is from the annotation of a GenBank genome assembly.